AUGCUUGACGGAAUAAAGGCUCUUGUAAAUGGCCAGGACGUGUUUUUGGAGAUAGAUGGCGUGAAGAUCAGAAUCAAGAGGCUUGUUGAGUGCAAGCACAGUGACUGUAGGCAUGAUAAUGAAGGUUCAGACGGUGCAAGAGGUGAUGAAGCAGCCAUGGACCAAGCAAGCAAGUGCUGCGCAGCCAAAGAGAUUGCCUACAAGGACAUACUGCUAACAGAAAUCCGCUCGCUGCAUGUGAUAAACUCAGAUGGGGUUUUCUUAAGGCUCAAUCUGAGUGACGAUGCAGUUGUGAUUGGGUUUGAUACACACCAUCUCAGGGACAUGGCAAAAUCAAUUAUAUUGUCAUUCAUGAAGACAGAGCAGGAGAUCAUAAAAAAGGCACUUGAUUCGGAUGUGGAUGCGAAAGCAGUGUUUGGAAAUCUUAAGCAGCAUGUUUCUCUGUCGAAGUUCUGGGCAAUCAAUAAGGACCGAAUGAAACGGGUCGUAGGGAUAGCCAGGCAGCAGCCAUCAGUGGAAAUGGAUUUUGUGCAGGACGGCAUACAGCAAAUAACAUGCCCGGUAUUACUAAAAAUAUUCGGGCUGAUGAACUGCUCAAUGAACCAGUUCCAGAAUCUUCUAAGGCAGUCAUACUUCUUCAGCAUCAAGAACCAGAGCAACAGUCUUGAUCGGUUGAUUAGCUCAUCCAUCCGAGAGUACGAAACAAAGCAGGACUUUGCAUCAAGAAUGAACAGCCACUCUGUUCUUGCACUAAGACCUGCCGAGUGCACAGACAUCUCUCCGAGUACAAAGGAGGGAAAGAAAGUGGAGUUUUUGCCUGUGUAUCCGUUCGAGGAGGCAAAGGAGAAGAGGCCGAGAAGGCAUUUUGAAUUCAAGGUGGCUCCUCUAAGAUGUGACAUCCAGCUUGAAGUCAUGCCCAUGGUUGAAAAGAUUAAUUUUGAUAAAAAAGACCUGGUCUGGAUACGAGACCUGUCGAGAUUUACAUACAAGGCAGCGAAAGAAGGCGACAAUGAGUUUCUUGCUGAAGCACAAACACUUACAAAGCAGUUUUUGGAAAGUAUGGUGAAUAAGUAUGGAAGUGAUGCAGUCGUGUAUGUAAGAAGAAUUCUUCCAACAUAUUUUAUGGCAAGCGAAUAG
Ordospora pajunii is the source of this 1137-nucleotide messenger RNA. RefSeq lists its product as uncharacterized. Lineage: Eukaryota; Fungi; Microsporidia; Ordosporidae. The coding region runs from base 1 to 1137 and encodes 378 amino acids. The transcript has a single exon. The record is from RefSeq and is a predicted model, not a curated record.